Messenger RNA from Esox lucius (northern pike), 3311 nucleotides. Its product is annotated as SWAP switching B-cell complex subunit 70. Lineage: Eukaryota; Metazoa; Chordata; Actinopteri; Esociformes; Esocidae. The record is from RefSeq and is a predicted model, not a curated record. The transcript is spliced from 12 exons. Gene Ontology annotation, cellular component: nucleus; cytoplasm. The coding region runs from base 160 to 1929 and encodes 589 amino acids.
ACUUGUGACCGACUUAUCCUAGUCUUGCUAAUGAAACCAAGUCGCGCUACCAGUUAAUUUCCCUGCUGCGACACUCGAUCACGUGACUGUCUUAUCUAUGAGUGUGGGUGACAAAAUUGCAGUUUUGCAGAGAUCUUGGGCACUCUAGAGGCUACGAAAAUGGGACUACUACGGGAUGAACUUCUCAAGUCAAUAUGGCACGCAUUCACAGCUUUGGACGUGGAUCAGUCUGGGAAAGUGUCCAAAUCCCAGCUAAAGGUGCUGUCUCACAACCUGUGCACUGUGAUGAAGGUUCCCCAUGACCCCGUGGCAUUGGAGGAGCACUUUAAGGAUGACGACGAGGGCCCGGUGUCCAACCAGGGCUACAUGCCCUACCUCAACAGGUUCAUAUUGGACAAGGUUAGGGAUAACUUUGAUGUACUAGAGUUCAACAAUGUGUGCUGGACAUUGUGUUUCAAGAAAAACAUCAACAUGAGCCAUCUUCUUGUCUCCAACGAUGAUGCUUUCAAGAUCUGGUGCAUCUUUAACUUCCUGUCUGAAGACAGAUACCCACUGGUCAUUGUCAGAGAGGAGAUUGAGUACUUCCUGCGGAAGCUAACGGAGGCGAUGGGAGGUAUUUGGAACCAGGACAAGUUUGAUGAUUACAAGGUCAUGUUGAACAGGAAGCAGCAAAGCCUGAGUGCUUGGGAGCUGAUAGAGCUUGUGGGCAUGGGUCACUUCAGUAAGGGUAUGAACCGCCAGACCCUGUCCAUGGGCAUCUCAGAGGUCUUCCAGGAACUCAUACUAGAUGUGCUCAAACAGGGCUACAUAAUGAAAAAAGGCCACAAAAGAAAAAAUUGGACGGAGCGCUGGUUUGUGCUUCGACCAAACUCUAUAUCGUACUAUGUCAGUGAGGACCUAACUGACAAGAAGGGGGACAUUUUGCUGGACCACAACUGCUGUGUGGAGUCUCUACCCGACAAGGAGGGGAAGAAAUGCCUCUUCCUGGUCAAGUGCACCGGCAAAAGUUUUGAGAUCAGUGCAUCAGACAAGAAGAGGAAACAAGAAUGGAUCCAGGCCAUCCAGAGUUGCAUCCAGCUGCUGAGGUUGGGCCUGCAGUCUCCACACCGCGAGGCCAGGAUGCGGCGCCGGGAGCUCCGGGAGAGACAGCAGGCGGAGCAGGAUGAGCUGGUGGAGAGGAUGAGGCUGCUGCAAACAGCCAAUGAGAACAAGCAGAUAAUGCUGGAGUCAAUGAGGAAGAAACUGGAGGAGGCAGCAGCAAAGGCGGUUCUGGAGGAACACCGGAGAAAGCAGACCCAGUCUGACCUACAGGACCGCUACAGAAUGGACCUGGAGAGAGAGAAAAUGGUGCGUCAGCAGAUGGAGAAGCAGGUGGCCCAGAAGUCCAGUGAGGUGGAGCAGUACUUGCAGCGUGUCCAGGAGCUGGAAGACAUGUACCGCCGUUUGGAGGACGCCCUGGAGGACGAGAGACAGGCCAGGCAGGACGAGGAGACCAUGCGCAAACUCCAGGCCAGGCUCCUGGAGGAGGAGUCAGCCAAGCGGGCUGAGCUAGAGCAGAUCCACCUGCAGCAGCAGAGGGCCAUCUCCCAGACCCAGGCUGAGAAACAACAGCUGGAGAGUGAGCGGCUGGCCAAGGAGACGGCCCUGCAGGCAGCAAUGCUGCAGCUGGAGAAUCUGGAGAAAGAGAGGCAUGGGGCGCUAGAGCAGUAUGAGAUGGUGACAAAGAAACUAGAGCAGGCAGCUAAUAAGACCAAGACCUGGAAAGACAAGGUGGCCAAGCAUGAGGGAUUGGUCCGUCUCAUUCAGCCAGGCGCUAAAGGACCUCAGAGGAUGACCAACUGGGGCCCAGCAGCCUUCACAGACACUGAGUUAGACCUGAGAAAGAAGUCCUGGCAGGAGCAGAAGAAUCACAACCAGCCAACCCAGUAGACUAUAGAUGGUGCUUUUUACCUGAUAGUCAUUACUGUGACCUUGUAGCGACAUCAGUAUUCUGUUGUCUAAUUGUUAUUAAUUAAUUGUGUGUUGUUGCGCGGAUCAUGAAAUGUUCCCAAAAUGACCAGAUUUUGUAGAAAUACCUGUUGAAGGAUUCUGGAUUUCCUGCCUAUUCCAUCAUCAUUCUGGAUAUCUUCUAACCUUGAAAACCUUGGACUUGAGGGAGAUUUAUGACCUUUUUGCAGCUCUUUGACAUUCCAAUAGUUUGACCAUUCCCGGUCUGAUAACAGAGGUUUCUAACCAGGCAAUGGAAAUGUAGGUAUUGAGUGGAUAAUAUGUAAAAAAAAAAAAAAAAAGGAGAAACUAAUAAGAUUUAAGUAAUUUUAUUUUGAAAAUGCAAAUGCCUAACUAGCAUAUUGUGUAAUGUAUAUUUAAGGACAUUUGUUGAUACAGCUGUCUGUUUUAAAGGGUGAGGCCUGUGAGAAUAUUAUGUGUUAGAAUGUACUCCUUCCAUAAACUAGAUAUGACAUGUAUUAUACAUAUGGCUCUGGGUUGGGUAUGCUCAGCCUUGGUAUGUGUUUCAUACAUUAUAUUUGAUAGCAGUUUUCCCCCUUUAGUCUAACCAUUUAAAAUGUAAUUUCCUGGUUUGCCUCUAAGAACUGUGGAACCUUGAGUAAUAUUCCCAUGAAAUACUUGGCUGAUGCCCUCUUGUGGUUUUAUGAGUUCUGUUGGCUCUGGUAUAACUCACAGUAACAUUAUACUCUAGUGGGCUGCUGGAGUCCAAAGCUUGUGUUAUCGUAGUCAGGUGAGGUUAAAUUGAACCAAACAUAGUCGGGUGUGAGCUGAGCUCUGUGUUUGUGUGUGUAAUAAUUAGUGUUAGUGCAGUGAAAAGUCAUGAGAUGUUACUCUGCAGGGAUAGAGCUACGCUGGGCUCUAGUGUUUCUUUGCAGGCUGAUAACUGCUCAGGGAGACCUGGUCCAUAGUAAGAAAGGGGAGUAACAGGCUGUGAGCUGGGUUCCAUCCACUCUUGCGAAACCACGAGGGCCUUUGGCUGGGAUCCAUUCUUUGUCUCCUGGGGCCUCAGUUCCUGCUCCCAUCUCCCCCCUACACCACAUCUCUCUCAGCCAGGAGCUCCAGCAGCUGCAGAUUGAUGUAAUAGAUGAUCUACAGAGCCUCAAUGGGAUGGCCUGGACAUCUGUUGUUCUUAAUCUGUCCUAGCAGGUUGAGGUUCUUCCUUUCUGAGCCAGUCUGCCUGAACAAACCUAACCAGGUGAGACUGAUACAGUACCCCCCCAUUCAUAAACAUGUGUUUUUCAUUAUAAUACUGUUCUUGUUUGUGUCAUGUCAAAUUAAAAAUAAUCAGACUUUCAACUUUCUUA